UAAAGAUUAAAGAACAACUAUAGUCUACAGGCCACAAGGACGAACCAAACAGUAUUAUCUCUUGGUUCUCGCGAUAUUUGCAUAAUGCAUAAUAACUUCGCCAGAUAAAGCGAAAAAAUCAUUGACUACUAUUCUUACCUACCUACGUCGCAGUUAUUAGUUAUUUUUAAUGCACAUGUGUACGUACAAAGAAAUAUUCGACCGUCCAGCAAGCUCAGUGAUGGUUAUGUAAGUUGUCGUGAUUUCUUUGUAUUCCGGUCGACUCACAAUUGUCAUUAUUAGUCAUUCGAUUGAGUUUAAUUAGAACGAUUGUAUUUUCCGAACUAACUACGACGAACGAACGUUCUUAGUUUCGUCCACAUUCGACAAUAUGGCUGACCUGAUGUUUGAUUAUCAGUUCCGUUUGAUACUGAUCGGUGACAGUACGGUGGGCAAGAGUUCGUUGUUAAAAUUUUUCAACGAUGGUAAAUUCGUCGAGGUGUCUGAUCCAACAGUUGGCGUGGAUUUCUUCGCUAGAACAAUACAAAUACCCAGCGGUCCACGCAUAAAAUUACAGCUAUGGGAUACAGCUGGCCAAGAGCGAUUUAGAUCAAUUACAAAAUCCUACUACCGAAAUUCAGUAGGCGCUCUGUUAAUAUAUGACAUAACAAAACGAGCCAGUUUUGAUCACAUACCUGUUUGGAUGAAUGAUGCCAAACGACACAUUGAACCUCAUCGACCCGUAUUUGUCUUAGUUGGGUGCAAAUUAGAUUUGGUAAAUAAUGGUGCUAGUAAGAGGGAAGUGACUGAAGAAGAAGCCAAACAAUUUGGUGCAGAACAUAAUAUAUUCACUGUCGAAACAUCUGCAAAAACUGGUUCUAAUGUUGAAUUGGCAUUCUCUGCUAUCACCCAAGAAAUUUAUCAGAGGAUAAAAAGUGGUGAAUACCAAAUGGAAGAAGGUUGGGAUGGCAUUAAAAGUGGCUAUUCACAUCAUUCAGCUAGUAUUGAUUUUAAUAACUAUAUCGAAGCUGAACCAGCUAAGUCAUGCUGUUAAAACUUGAAUCCCCUUAACAAAGCUUACUAUUCUUUUUUUUUUAUCUUUAACUAAGUAACAAUUUUAUAAAACAAA
This is a messenger RNA of Metopolophium dirhodum (rose-grain aphid), 1108 nucleotides long. It is a transcript of the gene Rab39, whose product is annotated as ras-related protein Rab-39B. Gene Ontology annotation, cellular component: Golgi membrane. The coding region runs from base 371 to 1033 and encodes 220 amino acids. Gene Ontology annotation, molecular function: GTP binding; GTPase activity. The record is from RefSeq and is a predicted model, not a curated record. The transcript is spliced from 5 exons. Lineage: Eukaryota; Metazoa; Arthropoda; Insecta; Hemiptera; Aphididae.